This is a messenger RNA of Phragmites australis (common reed), 1745 nucleotides long. RefSeq names its product zinc finger protein CONSTANS-LIKE 15-like. Gene Ontology annotation, molecular function: zinc ion binding; protein binding. NCBI's taxonomy places the organism in Eukaryota, Viridiplantae, Streptophyta, Magnoliopsida, Poales, Poaceae. The record is from RefSeq and is a predicted model, not a curated record. The coding region runs from base 361 to 1485 and encodes 374 amino acids. The transcript has 4 exons.
UUUUUCGCGAUGGAGAGACUCCUCUCCUCUUAAUUUUAAGAGUUUGUUGUUUUGCGAGACAACGAUCUCCAGCCUUGACAAGUCAUGUGAGUGAGUGUGAGUCCUACGUAUCAACCUUCUCUCGGCUCGCGAAAAGGCUUGCCGAGCGUGUAGGGAGUGUCUGACUCCCCUCGUCAUCUCUCUAUCCCUUUCGAGCCGUCAAAUCUGUACUCACUGCAAAUCACAUUUGCCUUCCUCUUAUAGACCGUCGAGAAAGCGCGCACCUCUUCCCCGCCCCCGUCUUGUCGCUUCUGCUCGCACUGAGCACCCGCGCUCUCGUCACGGGCUCGCGAGCGUCAGAGCCGUCUCGAGAAAGAAGCCAUGCCAGGCACGGACGCCGACGCGGCGGUGCCGCCGGCCCCGUGCGACUUCUGCACCGGCCUGCCGGCCGUGGUGUACUGCCGGGCCGACUCCGCCAGGCUCUGCCUGCCGUGCGACCGCCACGUCCACGGCGCCAACACGGUCUCCACUCGCCACGCCCGCGCACCGCUCUGCGCCGCGUGCUGCGCCGCCGCGGCCACGUUCCGCCGCCGCGCGGGGCGCUGCUUCCUCUGCGCCGACUGCGACUUCGACCAGCACCACCGGGACGGCGAGCCGCAGCCGCUCCAUGACCGUGGCGUGGUGGAGACGUACACCGGGUGCCCCUCAAUCGCUGAGCUCGCCGUGAUCCUCGGCGUAGGUGGGUGCGAGAAGGCGGUGGGCGAUGGGUGGUGGCCCGCCUGUGAGGAGCCCCAGGUGCUCUGUCUGGAGGACGUGAUCGUGCCCACUUCUUGCCAUGGCCUCCAGCCUCUCCUCACGCCAUCGUCUCCAAAGAACCGGAGCUCCGGCGGAAAGCUGAACGAAGAAGUCAUCCGGCAACUCGGGGAGCUUGCCAAGUCAGAGGCGGCGGCUCCUCACACGGAGGCAGAGCCACCCGACGGUGAGCAGCUGCCUUCAUGGGCGUCACCAGAGUAUGCCAUUGGGCAUGGCGAUUUCGGGGCUUUCGACACCGACGCUUGCCAUGAGGCAGCAAGCAUGGCUGUGCCUUCUUGUGAGGAAGCAUUGAUCGCAACCGACUGCACCGACGAGCCUACCGACGCGUGCAAGGAGGAAGCGCACAAGCAGGCUCCGGCGCCGGGGAGCUCGACGACCGAGCCAUCCCUGUUCUCGUUCGUGGAGAUAUCGGAGAUCUGCCCCAGCAUCAGCCACAGCCACGGCAGCACCGUCGACGUGGACAACAACGGCAAGCGAGCCCCAGCAACCCCGCAGGCCCUGCCCGCGCAACCGAAGACGCCGAAGGGCGGCUACGACGUCGCCUACCCCGACCGCGGCACCGUGAUCUCGCGCUACAAGGAGAAGAGGAAGAACAGAAGAUUCGACAAGCAGAUCCGGUACGAGUCGCGCAAGGCCAGCGCCGAUGGUAGGUUGCGGAUCAAGGGGCGCUUCGCCAAGUCGAGCUGCAUCUGAUCGAUGGAUGGACUAGGGUGGGCACGGAGGAGGAGGAGGGAGAGGGACCGUACGUGCAUGUCACCGUGCCUCCACAGGCCACCUCUCUAUUCAUGAAUAGGAUGUCGACAGCAUGCAGUGCAUUAUUCGUACUUUUGUCUGCGUUACAACAGCUCACGCGUGUUGUUGCCGCCACUCAUGGCGUUUCGUUGUGCAACAGUAAUAAGUGGUAGUUAGCUGCUCUACGUUGAGUAUUUUGUAGAGCUGAUCCCUAUCCAACC